Phoenix dactylifera (date palm) is the source of this 2151-nucleotide messenger RNA. Its product is annotated as binding protein. Gene Ontology annotation, molecular function: protein binding. The record is from RefSeq and is a predicted model, not a curated record. NCBI's taxonomy places the organism in Eukaryota, Viridiplantae, Streptophyta, Magnoliopsida, Arecales, Arecaceae.
AAUGUAAGACUCCUACCAAUCUCUUUAUCUCUCAAAGUUCUUCAAAGGGAAUACAAAUCUUAUCCAUGGCCAAUCACAUAAUGGGUGCCAAAGCCCAGUCCUGUAAGCCUCUUCAAAGGGGAAAGUGCACCAAAGUAGGAAGGAAGGAAAGAGGGAGGGAGCAGGAUAGAUUGUGGGGAUACAUGCGUAACCCAUCGCGCUUUUCCUUUUUCGCUUCCGUUGUGUCCCUUUUUCUUCCUUCGGAACUCUCUUUCCGACCCUGUUAGAUUUGGUGGAUUGUUCCUAGAUUCAACACUUGAAUAUUUUAUCAAGAAUCUUGCAGAAAUCAAAUUUGUUGGCCGAUCUAGCCCGACAUCUACUGAAAGUCUAUAAAAGUUUCUGCCUAAAUUCUAGCAUGCAGGCUUAUUAGUCUACAAGAAAAAAACACCAGAAAUAUGUUUUGUUUUAUAAAAAAAAAUUAAUUGGAUUCAGAUGUCGGGCUGAUUAAUAGGCUUCUUGUUCAUGAAUCCAACUGAAAAUAUAGCUCAAGUCCUGCUGGAUUAACUAAGACAACCGGUACCCGUCGGAGACUGACCUACGAAAUCGUCUUGCCCAUUGAACCUAAUCAGGGGAGCGCGGUUGUGCUGCCUUUACGCCCGUCAAACAUCAUUCCCAGCGUCUCGGCCGCUGCCCCUCUCCGCCUCCGCCUCGGCGUAGUCCCCAAACCCUCCUCUCGGUCCGCCGCCCACCAUCUCUGUCUCAACCCCUUGUUGCGCCCCGCUCGGCCGCCUCGCCUCCUCUAGCCGGGCCCCGCCUGUUCCGCUGCAUCUAUCCACUGCCUUUUGCCGCCUGUACGCGUUCAAGGCGUCCAGAAGCGGUUCGAAGAAAUGCUUUAGAGAGAGGUACCACAUCAACGGAGCACCACCGCCUUCCGCUCCGUGCCUCGUCAGUGACUGUACUGCUAGUCGUCUGCAAAGAGUGGUGACCGUGAUCUGGCAAAGGCCUACUCCGUAUCAUCGGGUCAGGGCAAUGCUUCGGCUCUUCUUCUCGAGAGCUGCCCAACGGCAGAAUCCAUUGCGCUUUCUGAAUCCCCCACAUAGGGGGAUGCACAGCAGGAACAAGAAGGCGAUGGAGUUGGUGGCAAAGGGCUGGAGCGCUCUGCAGGAAGUGGAUCGUGUAAUCGACUAUGCUGAACUCAAUGACCCGCGUCUCAUCCCUCUUCUCCGAAGUGCAAAGGAGAACUUUGAGCUGGCUUUGGAGGUAGACAACAUGAAUACUCAUGCAAGAUACUGGCUGGCUAGAAUGCAUUUCAAAUAUCAUGUCCCUGGGGCUUGCAAAGCCAUCGGGGCUGCGUUACUUGUGGAAGCUGCGAACAUGGGUGAUCCAGAUGCACAGUAUGAACUUGGAUGUCGUCUACGAGUUGAGGAUGACCCUUAUCAGUCAGAUCAACAGGCUUUCUAUUAUUUGGAGAAGGCUGUUGACCAGUUGCAUCCAGGCGCUUUAUAUCUUCUAGGUGCUGUAUAUUUGGCUGGGGACUGUGUGAAGAAAGAUGUUGCUUCCGCAAUGUGGUGUUUCCAUAGAUCAUCAGAAAAGGGCCAUGCUGGAGCAGCGAUUGCAUAUGGGUCACUUCUUCUAAAAGGUGUUAAAGUCCCAGAAGUUAUCACUAGAUUUAACUCGGGUAGGAGCCCCUCUACUGGGGGGAUGAGGAAGAAAGGGGAGAGCCUUCGCCAGGACCCAGUUGAAUUGGCCAAAGAGCAUUUUCAGAUUGCAGCUGAUGCAGGGUGUGACCUUGGUUUGCAGUGGUUGAAAAGGCUCAGCGUCUCAGAUGGUGAGAAACUUCAGCUACAGGAGGCGACCCAGUGACGGGCUUGUGUAUCUGUGUGGAUACCAUAAUAUGGUCAAAGUUUGAUGCUGCAGCCAUGACAAAGUGUGAGACAACGUUGUCAUGCACCUUGCAGCACUUGAACCAGGAUCAGUUGACCAUACCCAUUGAUUUCCAUUUGAAUGCCGAACUUAUUUUGUGAUGCUCUGAAUUCUGCUGCUACAUGUGGUCAUGACUUCUUUGUCUGGAUUCUUAUUUAAGCUUGUCCAGUAAGGUUAUAUUUUGUUGUUGAAGAAAUCCAGGCAGUGCGAAGAUAUAAUUUGACUUCCUGGAAUUGUCAUAUUUCUAUC